Messenger RNA from Exophiala oligosperma, 723 nucleotides. RefSeq lists its product as uncharacterized. The coding region runs from base 1 to 723 and encodes 240 amino acids. The record is from RefSeq and is a predicted model, not a curated record. The transcript has a single exon. NCBI's taxonomy places the organism in Eukaryota, Fungi, Ascomycota, Eurotiomycetes, Chaetothyriales, Herpotrichiellaceae.
AUGGAACAGCACCGCGCACACCACGGCAUCAGCGACCGAUUACAACAAGCCGACCCUCACGGUCGCCUCUUCAGUCGCCUCCGGCAGCCCGUCGAUCGCCACCGCGACCGGUGCCGCAAGCGCCCAAGAGAUCAACCUCGCAGUGGCCGCCCUCGCAGGUGCCGCCGCCAUGGUCUGGGGUUCAUUAUGACCGAGACACAAGCUCUGAUUGGCUAUCAGCUAAAGCAACCCGUCGACAUGCUCAGCGUCCGGUCGACGUUUUCAAAUUCGUUUCUUUCGUUUUUGUCCUUCAUUUUUUUUGACUGUGUCAAUAAAGUCUCUUUGCUUGAGUCGAGCACCAGUCUGCUCCUCGCCUUGGUGCCUACCUUUAUGAAGUUUCAUCGACAAAUGUUAUACACCCAUUCUCGUUUCAAUUCUUGGACGGCGCCCGAACGAGACACUUUGGGUGGACGGGGUGUCCAGGAGGUCGCAGCCGACCUUUUUUUUGGUUUCACUGGAGGGGAAAGGAAAAGUGUGUCGGAGAGGGGUUGUGAGAGAUGUUUAUUUGUUGUAUCGCCUGGGACGCGAUGGCUGAUGAAGAAGAGAAGGAGGACUCACCACCACACCCCCACAAGUGUUGGGUAUGUCUGUGUUUGUGUGUGUUCUCGAGGGGGCAUGAUGCAAUUGGCGUUGCACAAGUUCCAGGGUGGAAACAACAGGAGAAGUUUCAUCCUUAUCGUAUGA